Messenger RNA from Salmo salar (Atlantic salmon), 1901 nucleotides. It is a transcript of the gene xbp1, whose product is annotated as X-box binding protein 1. NCBI's taxonomy places the organism in Eukaryota, Metazoa, Chordata, Actinopteri, Salmoniformes, Salmonidae. The record is from RefSeq and is marked provisional. Gene Ontology annotation, molecular function: DNA-binding transcription factor activity, RNA polymerase II-specific; RNA polymerase II transcription regulatory region sequence-specific DNA binding. Gene Ontology annotation, cellular component: nucleus. Gene Ontology annotation, biological process: regulation of DNA-templated transcription.
UGACGGGGAUAGAAAGACCGAGAGAAACCUUAGGUUUCUUUGAAAAAUAAAUACAAUUUACCUAAUAUUUGUAAGCGAUAUAGGUCCAUAAGGGUAAACAAGAUGGUCGUGGUGACAGCGGGACAUAAAGUCAUCUUGAUUUCUGGGAAACAGAAUGGCUCUCCCAGCGCAACGCAGUGCUACAGACGGUCAAUUUCGGUCGUUUUGCCUUCAUCUGCUUCGAACCAAGCGAAUUCGUCGGAUUCCGACUCAAAUUCGACAACUGGGCCACCCCUGCGAAAAAGACAGAGACUCACUCAUUUGAGUCCUGAAGAAAAGCAGCUUCGCAGGAAACUCAAGAACAGAGUUGCAGCCCAGACAGCCAGAGACAGAAAAAAAGCUAAAAUGGGGGACCUGGAAGACCAAGUUCUAGCGUUGGAGUUGGAGAACAAGAAACUUCAUGUUGCGAACAGGCUGUUACAGCAAAAAACAUGUGGCUUGGUGAACGAGAAUGAGGAACUGAGACAGAGGCUGGGGUUGGACACCCUGGAAGCCAAAGAGGUUCAGGUGUUGGAGUCCAGUGGGAUUGAUGCAGGUUUGGGGAUCGGGUCUUCUGAGUCUGCAGUACUCAGGCUACGUGUGCCUCCGCAGCAGGUGCAGGCCCAGCAAUGCCCAAACCUGAAGAUUUCCCAAUGGAUACAGACAGUCCUGACUCUACAGACUCUGAGUCUGAUCUCUUGCUGGGCAUUCUGGACAUCCUUGACCCAGAGCUGUUCCUCAAGGAGUGUAGUGAGCAGGAGAUCCAGGCGCAGGAGGUGCUGCUGGCUGGAGGGGGGGCAGGAGUACCUUCCCCCUCAACUGCAGCUAUGGGGGCCACACCAAUUAAGCUGGAGGCCCUUAAUGAACUGAUCCACUUUGACCACAUCUACACCAAGCCUGUGGAGGGUGUGGCGCUUCCCCCUGGGCAGCAGGAAGUGCAUUACGAGGAGAGUGUAACAAAGAUGGAGGAGGUCUUCUCUUUGGCUGAGGAGGUCUGCGAGGUGGUGUGUGUCAAAGACGAGCCGGAGGAAGUGGUCAUCAUCCCUGAGAGUCACGGGGUGUUGGAUGACUUCCUGUCCGCGGUCCUGCCGACCUCUGACCUGGCCCUGGGCGGCCUGGAGAAGACUGGUGCCUACCUGACAGAGACCUACAGCGACUCCGGAUACGAGCGGUCCCCUUCCCCCUUCAGCGACAUGUCCUCCCCCCUCUGCUCUGAGGGAUCCUGGGAUGAUGUGUUCGCCAAUGAACUGUUUCCUCAGCUGAUCAGUGUCUGAGAGCCCUAUUGGCCCAAUUAAUCAAUGAUCCAACCUAUAGAUCUCCCUUCUAUUUUCAUGUAGUUAAGUGACUACAGUAGAUCAUGCUUUAUAUUGAUGUAUAGAUGGCAAAGUCAUAGCCUUUUCCCAGAUCUGUUUGUGCUGUUGAGCCAAUGGCUAUAUUUGUUUUGGCUUAACAGUACAAACUAAUCUGUGACCAGGCUAAUACUAGAUAACCUCGUGUUUUAAAACCAAAGUUAAGCACAUAAUCUCCUCUAUUACAGCAGGUCUGUACGAUGGGUGAUCCUGCAUUGAUUUGUGGGAGAUGUAGUUCUUGACAUCUUAAUUUGGCAUAACUACUUGAUUGCUAGUGGUUUUGUAAGAUUGCUUAAUAAUCUAUCCACACAUUGUUGGGGUUAUAAAUGCAUCCAGUAUUUGUGUACAUUGUAUUUAGCUGGGGGAUGGGGACUGAUCGUUCCAAAGACACUUAUUUAUUUGUGUAUUCUGCUCCGGCGUCUUCUGUAUGUUAUCGGUUUUAGCAUGUAGGAAUGCUUUCCUUUCCUCUGUAUAAUUUUGUUAGACACUCUCCUUGUUGCACUAAAUUACUGCAUUAAAAAACUUUGCAUUGCA